AUGUUCACUAUCUCGACGCGUCCUCUCCGUCGCAGCUGCGCCGCUGCAGCAGCAGAUAACCAGGCGAGUGAAGCGGAAGUGACGGAGAUCAACGUGUGCGUGGGGAAGACCUGUCGCAAGGACGGCGGGUUGCAGACGCUGGACCACUUCCGCGGCCUCGCGCCGCCGCACGUGAAUGUUGACUCGUGUGGAUGCUUGGGGCGGUGCGGAGCAGGCCCCAAUCUGGUGCUGCUGCCGUCGCAGACGAUCAUCCGGCACUGCAGCACGGCGGCGCACGCGGCACGGCUGCUGGAGAGGCAGUGCGCGGGGGGCAGCGCGGAGACGAAUCUUGCAGCUCUGGAGUUGAAGGGUCGCGGCAAUGCAGCUUUUGAGAAGGGACGAGCGGACGAGGCUGAGAUGCUCUUCACCCAGGUGAGUGCGCUGGGAGAUGGAAGGGGUGUGGGGGAGGAGGGUGAGGAGGAGGGAGCUAGGGGUGUCUGA
Messenger RNA from Closterium sp. NIES-65, 480 nucleotides. Lineage: Eukaryota; Viridiplantae; Streptophyta; Zygnematophyceae; Desmidiales; Closteriaceae. The record is from the annotation of a GenBank genome assembly.